AUGGUCGCAACAUUUUCACCUCACCGGGAUGGCGGUACUCUGCACCUACCUUCACCUACUGGAAUUCAUCAUGUGGAUGCAAGCUCGGCAAUAAGGCAACUGCGUCGCUCUUUGUCUCGCUCUCCUUCAAAAAGUUCUGACUUUCGUUUCCUGUCACGACCUCACUCCCAGGCAAAUUCAAACACGCCCUUUAUUUCCUCCCCACUAUCACCAUCGCGUCGUGGAAACCUCUUCUUUGUCCCAGCUACCACAUCAAACAUCUCAGCAGCCAAUUUAUCCACACCAGCACCUUCGAAAUCGACAUUUGCAGCCUCGACCACACCUGCAGCAGCUCCCCCAGCAACACCUGUCGCGGUGCCAUUUCCCCCAAGCGCAAAAAUAACGCGCCCACUGAUGCGCAGGACUGGGUCACUGCCUAAUACGCGCCCACGUACCUCUCCAAAAAGUCCCUCAAAGAGAGUUUUGAAUAUUUCCAGUGAUCAGGGCAACGCGACUGUUACACCACCUGUUUCAUUAAACGAGAACGAGGGCUUUCUCCAAGAACCUAGUAUUACAUCAUCUGAGAAUUUCGCGCUCUUUUCAACCGACAUCUCCACAGACAACAAUAACAACAGCAAUAACAUCGCGUUCAAACCAAAUCCCCAUCGUAUUGAAAAGCGGCGCAGUGGCAAUUUUGGGUCUUUGACUACGACAGUCAGCCCUCUGAAAAGAAGUGACGGGGCAAUGAACCUCGACCGAGCUGAAUUUGCAAGCCCGUCAGCGAAACGUCGCAGUUUACAUAGCGUUGGGGGAACGCCCGAUUUCAGCAUUUUUGACGCGACUGACAACUUUCCGUCAUCAAACGAAACCUCAGACAACAUGUCUCGAGAAACCGAAGUCCAACUUUUUACUUUCUCCAGUCUACCAGGAGGCAACUUUGCGACAAUCCCAAAACGUUCAUCUUCUCUACGACGUUCGACACUUCAACAGCGUCAAGGUGAACGGUCGCUCUUCAAUCGCUCACGGUUAGCGAACGUGGAUUUUCCCGACUCGCCCCCAAAGAGUCCCAUUGCCGCAAUGCAGCAACGUUAUCCUCUAGGCAGUAGCCUCUCGACCACUCCCAGCCAUGAUAGCGUGUUCACUCCACAACAACGACCUGCAUCGAGCAAUCCACUGUUCGCGAAUGUUCAACGUGAUAUCCCUAGUACAACACCACACGCCGCACACCCCCUUUCUCGCACUAUCACACAAUCCUCUUCGAGCUCUAGUUUGGCUGAUGACUCUCCAACACAUGAACCAAUCCACAAGACUGAUCGUCCAAGACCAAUAUUCAACUUUUCAAAAUCUCUUCCUGUUGGAGCAACCAGACCUGAAGCUCCCCGCCAAUUUACCCGGGAAGACUCGAAUACGUCUACCGACUCUUUUGCAACACCAGAGAACUACCGACAGGCCAAGCCAUAUGCAGCAGCAUUCAUGUCCACUGGACUGAUAUCAAAGAAGAACCGCAAUGCUGAUGACCUUCAGAGCUCAUUUGGCUCUAGUAAGAAUAUGCCUGACACUCCUUGCAAGCGAUCUUCAACUUUCCUGCCAUCUGCGCAAAAGGCGUUGCCUGUUCGACCUAUCUCGCGUCCAAAGCUCGCUCGUCAAACCUUUGUUGCGCCUUCUACUCCGUCACACCAUGCGGUUCCAGCUUCAGGUCCGUUCUCUCGGGGCAACGGUGUUUUAGGCAACGUCUUUAGCCGGCCUUACUCGUCUCGGAGGGAUAGUUUUGCGAGUGUUGACGGCGAUGACCGAUCAAUCUCUAAUUCGCCCUCAGCUCGCCGUGACAAUCAGCGAUCAACUGAUUUCGAUCUUCCGCCCACUCCAACAAAGCAGACGUUCCCCUCUAGCCAGCUACAGGGAACACCACAUGGCGACCCAUCUGUCCAACUGCAGAUUGAUAGUCUAGAAAGUACCACGCCGUGCACCCCGAAAGACAACAACAUCCUUCCCGAUCCAAGUGGACUGUCAAUCUCAGCACCUAACGAACCCGCCUUGAGCUUGGACGAUCUGAAUGCGUCUACCAUAACUUUCCCUGCCACCCCUACUGCACCACGUGACUACUUUGCACCGACUGGCCAGCGAAAGAGUAUGUCGCUGGGUGGCUUCACUGCUAUGGAUGUUGAUACCAGCUUGACAACCCGCUUCGACAAAGUAGAGCUCAUCGGCACUGGAGAGUUCUCGCAGGUCUAUCGGGUGUCGAACUCCCCUGAGAACACUCAGUACAAAUCGAUAUUUUCUUUACCAUCGGCUGGCUCUAACUCGCCAUCGACUCUGCCUGAACGUGUUUGGGCUGUCAAAAAGUCUAAACAGGCAUUUGGUGGUCCCAAGGAUAGAAGCCGACGAAUGAGGGAGGUGGAAAUCUUGAGGGCUCUGGCCAACUCGGAUCAUGUGAUAUCUUUCGUCGACCACUGGGAAGACCGAGGUCAUCUUUAUAUUCAAACAGAAUACUGCGAGGAAGGCAGUCUGGAUGUCUUCCUUGCUCAAGUUGGACUCAAAGCUAGACUCGAUGACUUUAGGAUUUGGAAGAUCUUAUUGGAGUUAUCACAAGGAUUAAAACAUAUUCAUGAUUCAGGCUUUAUUCAUCUCGAUAUCAAGCCUGCCAACGUUUUAAUCACCUUUGAAGGCGUCCUUAAGAUAGGUGACUUCGGCAUGGCUACAACGUGGCCCGCGGAAAAACAUAUUGAAGGUGAAGGUGACCGAGAGUAUAUGGGUCCGGAAGUUUUGCUAGGAAUGUACGACAAACCAGCCGACAUCUUCGCCCUUGGUCUGAUCAUGUUUGAAAUCGCUGGAAACGUCGAACUUCCUGAUAAUGGAUUAUCAUGGCAGAAGCUUCGGAACGGCGACAUUAGUGACGUCCCAAGUCUAACGUGGAGCUCGGAGACAAGCAUAUUACGUGAUUCGUCAGGAAACCCGUUAUCUGAGAGUUCCUCUUUUGACGAGCUCUGCCGCUCUGAUCCUGCGUUCGAAGAUUCCGGCGUGGACUUUUCUAGAUCUCGUGUUCCCAAGCUACAGCAACUUUCUCGCAGCGGAGAGUUGGUUGAACCUCCCGCUUUCAUGGUAGAUGCCAACCACGAAGACUCCUUGGAUAAGCUUGUCCGCUGGAUGAUCACCCCUGACCCGGCUAGCCGACCAACGGCUGAUCAACUGCUACAAGCAUAUGGAACGCAGUGGGCUAUGUCUCGCCGCCGAGCUGGUGCUACUGUUUUCGAAGGCAACUGGGGACCGGCAGAUGAUAUACUUCAAGAGGACGCGGAGAUGAUUGACGUUUGA
Messenger RNA from Talaromyces stipitatus ATCC 10500, 3291 nucleotides. Its product is annotated as protein kinase, putative. The transcript has 2 exons. The coding region runs from base 1 to 3291 and encodes 1096 amino acids. Gene Ontology annotation, biological process: protein phosphorylation. The record is from RefSeq and is a predicted model, not a curated record. Lineage: Eukaryota; Fungi; Ascomycota; Eurotiomycetes; Eurotiales; Trichocomaceae. Gene Ontology annotation, molecular function: ATP binding; protein kinase activity.